CUGUUGGGAGGUUGGGCUUCAGGCGGUGGACCAGAAGGAGCUUACUCGGGCCCUGACGCUGUCAGGAGGCCCUGGGGGAUCCUGCUGAAGCUGCGAUUUGGCGCAGAGCUGAGAUGUCUGAGCUCUAGAUACAGGGACCUCAGUGUCAAAAGAUUUGGGAAGAUGAAUUGGGUCGGGGGGUCCCGGUCCAGGGUUCUGAUCAAGCAGGAAAGAAGAAAGCAAAAGGAAUAUUUUGAAAAACACAGGUUAAAAUCAAAAAUGAAAUCACUGGGAGUUUUAUCUCCUGUCAAAAAUUCUGCUGUCAGCUUAGACAUUCUUAACCUAUAUAUGGUAAAUCAGAUAUCUUGCAAGAAGAAAAUUCCUGAAACUGUGAGAAAACCAACCCAUGUGAACAUGAUUAGAGACAUAAAAAUGCCCCUAAGAAAGCAUAAUUUAGAACUUCCAAUGUCGCCUCACUGUGUACCUUCUAAACUCUGCCUUGAUGAUACAGAAACCAAUGUAAACUAUCAAAGACCAAGUAGCAAGGAAGAUCUUGGCCCAGUCCAGUCACAAGGCAUGGACUCAUAUAGUAUGCUUAACCCUCAGUUCAGCAAAAUAGAGAACUGCAGUUUCACUCCAUCAUCUUUUUCAGUGGAGUUACCUUCUAACAGACAUAUUUCAAAACUAAAUUUCACAUCUGGAAUAGCACCUACUCCUCAGAAACUUGCAUAUGAAAAAAAGCAGAAUGACCAGCUCAGUACUGUUAACUGUUCUGAUUCCUUGCUUUCCAAAUUAAAUAAAAGUCAAGAUGUUCUCAGUCCAUCACAUAAAACUACACGAUUUGGGACAUUAUUUGAAAGAUUAAACAGUCUAGGAAAUAGGAAUUUACUUACUAAAAGCCCUGCUGUAAUUAUGGAUGAAGAUUGUAGAAGCACGGAUGAAAUAAGACAGUCAGACUACAUUACUGAAAAACACUCAAUACAGCAUAUUUGGGGGAAAAAUGGAAAGGAAGUUUCAAAUUUUCUUGAAGAUGUGAACCAGUCUACUCCUAACCUUCUAUCAGAGAAUUGUGACUCUUUUGUUAGUCAAAAUAUGAUCAAUGUAUUAAACAUAGAUCAGCAAAGGAUAAAGAAAACAUUUAACAAGUGUGAUUAUGAUAGUAUGGGAAACACUUGUGUAGUCACUAGUUCUGAUAAAAACCAUGUCACUGACAGAUGCAUUAGAAACAUUUUUACAGUUCCAGAGUUGACUUUUAGUAAUUCGACUUUGAAUAAAACAAGUUAUCCAGAAAAAUGUCAGCCAAACAAGAAGUAUCAGAGAGAGUAUAACAAAAAUGAAAGAAAUGAUCUUAGUACAUCUUUUGAGAACGAUUACUACCCAAGCAGCUCUGAAAGAAAAGAAAAAUUUGAAAAUGAUUACCAAGAGAAGACACCACAGAAAAGUAUUCAGAAAUAUCCAGCAAACUCUAUGGGAAAUAUACCUUCGGAAGAAUUGCACUCUAAGCAGUCAUGGGACUUUGGACUUGAUGAGAUUCUGAUGGAAGACGGAGGAAUAUAUUCUUUAAAAAGCAGGCCAACAUCUACUAAGAAAAUCUCUCUUGAUUCUGCACAGAGUAGUCGGUCUACUAGUUACUCUCCAAGACCAACAGACAGCUGUUUCAGUUCUAGUUCAGAUUUGCCAUCUGAAGAUGAAGAUCAAAUAUCACAGCAAAUUGAAGAUUCAAAUAGGAUGACCAUCAAAACCAAGGAAAAAAUGAAUAAUUUUUAUGUAGAAAGGAUGGCAAAACUUUCAGGUGACAGGAUUGUUAAAAACAAUGACAAAAUUCACAAACAGAAUGAGAAUUUCUACCAGUUCUCAGUGAAAAAUUAUACAGAUCAGUUUCCACAGUCGCAGUGCAAUUCAGCCCACAUUUUGCAAAACAAAACCAAUGAUAACUGCAUUCUGCAGGCUGCAAGGUGUGAUGCAGGGAUACAAACAGAGAGUGAAUCUGUACUGGAGGAAAAAUUAGAUGCUGCCAUACAGUGUGAUCUAAUUUCAAAAUGUACAUGCAGAAGUGAUCUUUCUCUUUGCAACCUUGAAAGGUGCAGUGGAAAUAUUAAGGCAGAUACCACUGGAGGGCAGGAAAUCCAUAAGAACAACUAAUAUUCUAAAAUCUCUACCUAGGAUGUAGAGUUUCACUUGCCCUUAGAAAACAAUAGUAAAUGUUGAAAAUUUCAUUAACAUGAUAAGAAAUGAGAAAAAGUAGCUAAGCAUAAGCUGACAGUGUUCAGGGUGUAUAUUCACGGUUCAUGUUAAAACAUUUUAAUAUUAUUAAUGUAUGUAUUUAAUUUGUAUAUAGCCAUUUCCUUAAUAGCUUUGGUAUAUGGUAGAGUUUUUAGAAAAUAAUAUAUUUGUAAAUUUA
Molecule: messenger RNA, 2380 nt
Organism: Gorilla gorilla gorilla (western lowland gorilla)
Lineage: Eukaryota; Metazoa; Chordata; Mammalia; Primates; Hominidae
Gene: REDIC1
Product: regulator of DNA class I crossover intermediates 1
Exons: 13
Coding region: 163-2121 (652 amino acids)
Source: RefSeq, a predicted model, not a curated record